UUAACAAUGCGCUUUUCCUGCCAUGGCGUUAACUAUUGAACCUUUUAUUUAACCGCAGUGAUUAAUGGAUUAUGUGCUCAGUGUUUGAUUAGAUAAGACAGUCAUUUCACUUACUCGUAAACUUAAUUAAAAAAAAAAAAAUCGUGGCCGCUACCAAAAGCCUGGUCUUCGCUGCUGCAUUUUUAAAAAUAAAUAAUUAAAUAAAAUCUAAACACUGUAAAGAUUCAACUUUUAGAAAUGUGAAUUAUCUGCAACACAAGAACAACUUGUUUUGACAUUACGCAGCAAAUGAGCUUUUCAGGGUUUAAGCUUAUAUAAAUUGAUGUAAGUGAACAGAAGUGAGGUGCCCCAACACAUAGCCCACAUGUUUGAAUUUCUUUUAUAUUACCGAGAUGCAGACGGAGCGUGCAAAGAGGAUGGACCCUGCAGGAGAAGAAGCGUCCCUGAAUUCACCUGAGCUGCCCUGGAACCAGCUCUAUUUGAAGAGAAGGACCGAGUCCAGGAUCCAGUUAAGGAGGAGAGUGUUCUUCACUGGCCCUGCUGCUGCUGCUGUUACCGGGGUAUUGGCAAUCCUCAUACUGGCUGCUGGCAGUGUGAGAAGCGACAGUGAGUUUGUGACAGUCCCGAUCUCAGUGAACUGUACUGAGGGGCAGGACUGUAUCCUGAGCUGCACCUUCUACUACACAGCCUGGGAUGAGACGUCAGGUGUGAUCUGGAGAAGAGCAGAAACGGAUCACAUCGUUCACAGUUACUAUAAGAAUACAGACCAGCUUGCCCAUCAGCUCCCUCAGUAUGUGAACAGGACCAGUCUGUUUGAUUCUGAGCUGCAGCGUGGGAACGCUUCUCUACUGCUGAGGAGAGUCAGGGAGGAAGACGCUGGGAAAUACAAGUGCUCUGUUUCCACUCCCAGACUGUCCGGGUCGGGCCUGACUGAGGUAGUCGUGGUUCCGGCUCCACCCACAACAGCACCAGCUCAUGUGACAGUCCCGAGCUCUGACCGACACGCCUGGUGGGGUUUAGGAGCAGUUCUUCUUUGUGUGAUUGCAGGGCUCUGUGUCGGUCUGUGGCUCUAUAAAAUACGCGCGGGUCACAGGUGGAAGUACAACAAGGCUUCUAGUCCAGCACAGGCAGUGCCGUUAUCAGACGUGAUCGAGGAGCCCAGUGAAGUCAGACCGCUCCCCUGCACUGCUCAAUUUACCCAGUUUAAUACAAGCUCCCAAAACGAAAUAGUCACUUUGAAUUAGGAAACGUGAUCAGUGUUGAAGAGAAGUUUUUUAAAUCGCAUUGUUUCCGAGACAAUUGAACUAUAAUCUGUACUCUCGUUGUCUUUGCACGAUAUCAGAACACUCCAGCAAAUAGAUACAGUAGUUUAUUCAAAAUGACAUUAACCUCUUCAGCUCCAGGAUGCACAUCAAAGGAAAGAGCACUUGCAUUACCAUGCUUUUAAAAUUAACUAUAAAAGCAAUAAGUAUUAUCUUUAUCAAAACAUAUGUUAUUUAUUGUUCAGCCUGAAACUUGUACAUUGAUAAGCAUGAACAAACCAUGGAAAAUGAACCAGCAAAGCAUCUUCAUUGCAAAACAACCUCAUGAAAUACUGUUAAUAGGAAAAUAAGGAAACUGUGUAAAUAUGAAGAAAUAAGUUUAUACUGUGGGCUCACAACACACUCAAAAUGCUUAAACUGGUAAAGCCAUAAAUAUUUUCAAGCCUUAGAAAACUUGCAACAAUAUUUCACAGUGUAACUCUAUAUAACUGUUUAUUGUUCAUAAAAAUUACACAUGUAUAUUUAACCUUUUACAAAAAUGUUUUUUAUGCAUAAUUUUGUAUGUGGUUUACAUUAAAAAUAUAUAUAUAUAUUUCUGUUAUAUAUAUAUAUAUAUAUAAAAUAUUUUUUUGCAGUGUACAUUUUUCUAACUAACAUAUAGAUAUAUAAUGUAUGUCUGUUUUGUUCUACAAAAUAAAAUGUAAAAAAAAGAUAAAACGUUUCUGUCUGUCUUGCUUUAUUGAAUAUGACUAUCGAGCACACAGGAGCCUAAAGGGUUAAUAAAAUGUUAUA
Messenger RNA from Acipenser ruthenus (sterlet), 2054 nucleotides. Its product is annotated as CD276 antigen-like. Gene Ontology annotation, cellular component: external side of plasma membrane. The record is from RefSeq and is a predicted model, not a curated record. Lineage: Eukaryota; Metazoa; Chordata; Actinopteri; Acipenseriformes; Acipenseridae. Gene Ontology annotation, biological process: cell surface receptor signaling pathway; negative regulation of T cell proliferation; positive regulation of T cell proliferation. Bases 393 to 1244 code for a protein of 283 amino acids. The transcript is spliced from 3 exons.